Molecule: messenger RNA, 1746 nt
Organism: Symbiodinium necroappetens
Lineage: Eukaryota; Dinophyceae; Suessiales; Symbiodiniaceae
Source: the annotation of a GenBank genome assembly
AUGCCGGAGUACGAGCUCCUUUAUUGGCCCGUAAGCGGUCUCGCCGAGCCGAUCAGGCUAAGCUUCGUGGUGGCGGGCAUCCCCUUCAAGGAUACGACUCCCCUCACGGACCCAGAGUUCAACGACCGGAAGUUGGCACUGCACCCUUAUGCGCCGGAUGCUGCGGGGCUUCCCAUUCUCGUCUUUGACGGCAAGGUCUGCUGCCAAAGCCGAGCCAUCCUCCGCUACAUCGGGCGCCUUGCACAGCACGAGGGGGCCUUCCUCUACCCCACGGAGGAUCCCUUGGAGCAGCUUCUCUGUGAUGAGCUCAUCGACCUGAGCGAAGACUUGCGGAGGCCCAUGAGUGCAACCGUCACCAGCCAAUACAAGGAUGCGGCAGAGAAGGAGGCAGCUCGCCAUGCUCUUCUGGCCCCGGAUGGAGAGUGCACGAAGUUCUUGAAGGUGCUGGACAAGAAGUUUGGGGAGAGCUUUCCCACCAAGCUAACGAUUGGCAACAUCUACGCCUGGUCUAUCGUCACUAUGUUCCGCCAGCCAACCUUCAUUCCAGAAAUUCCAGCAGAUGCGCUGUCCCCGUACGAGAACCUGACCAAGCUUCAUCAAUGGAUGUCCAGCCUUCCCGCAAUCAAGGCCUAUUACGAGUCUUCGCAGGGCCGCGACAACUACAAGCCUGCGCUGAUGUUGCUCCUCUGUGUUCCUAGAAUCGAUUUCACAUGGAACGGCCCAAAGCUGGGGGGAGAGAACGCCAGGGCUUUGCCUUGGUUGGGCGCUUUCUUUCGGAGCAGCAUCCUCGGGGGGUACGGGCUCCCAGCCGAUCUCGAUCGUGAGGAGGUGGAGACCUCCAGCUUCCCGGACUUCACCGCUGAGGCCGGCGAGGAGGAGGUGGUGGGUGCCGUUGCUGCCUUCUCCCUCUGUCACGGAGCUCGCGCUCUUUGCAUCGCAGAGGCGGCUCUGCAGGGCCUCGAGGAAUCGAAGGAGCAGGUCCUCUGCCUGCAGCGUGCCGCAGAGCUCCGGGGCCUCCUCCUGAGGUCUCUGGCUGUAAACCAUCCCGUCACCUUCUUCCGGAGCUUGGCAUUGACCUUGGGUGUCAAAGGCAUGGCACCCAAAGCUCAACCACUUAUGCAAAGCAAGGAGUUGAUGGCCAAUCUGGUUUCCACCGUGCUCAGCGGAAGCUCGGCCUUGAAAGUUCGCCGUGGUUUGCGCAGCGAUGAAGCCGACGACGAGGGGCCAGGGGAAGCUUGCGCGGCACUUUGCGAAUCGCUGGUGCAGCACAUCAGCAAAAAGAUCCUGGCAGGUGAUGGCGAAGAUGAUGUGGUCGCGAAAGCAUGGACGCUUCUGGACGACAUCUGCCAUUUCGCCAAGACCGAUGUGCCUCGCACCCGGUCGACGCCUUUGGUUCAGAUGGUCCUACCGCAAGCCGGUGCUCGGCUGGCUGCGGCCAGUGGAAGGUUGCAGGCUUCCGGAAUCGAGGUCGAGAGCUUGGUGACCUGCUUGGGCCGCAAUGUCCUCGAGAAGUUGAAGGACCUGGUGCCCCCGCUCCUGGACUUGGCCUUGACCCGGCGGCAAGAGGGCAAGCAAGACGCCGCGGCCCUGGAGAGGUUGGUGCUGAGAGCUUUGGGCGCCCUUUGCCGCUCCCUUGGCCCCUUCCUCUCGCCCUUCCUGGACCGCUUCCUGGAGGUCAGCUGCCGCGGACCCAAAGCAGGCGGUCCGGCAGUGCUGCAGGAGCUCGCAGGCGAGCUGGUGAAGGGG